AUGUUGGAUGCACAAGUACAGAGUCGUAUCCUCGUGGGAAGCCAUCGUCAGUCUUGGUUUAGCCCACUGGUGAAUGGCUUACAUCACACCAAAGCACGGGACUAUCACGAUCGCGCAUUACAACUCUGCCGCAUGGCAGACAUGAAAGAGCUCUUGGAUGACGCUCCUGCUAUUCUUGUAACACAAAUUCUUCUGGCAUACUACCAUCACGCGUCGACCAACCACCAACGCUUUCGGUCGGCGGUGUGGGAUACUGUUGAAUUUGUCUCUCGGAAUAGGGAGUACAUCAUGCGGUCCCGGGGGGGUAUGGAGGCCCUGCAAAUGUGGCAUCGCUUAUGUGUUUCUCAUCGUCUAUCUAAGCCACCAUCACUGCUUCUGGAGGGAGAGGGCAGAAGUUCGUUCAGUCCAAGUUUUUUUCCAGACGCCACGGACCAAUUAUAUCUUGGCACCGUUUUGGGGAUGAGCAUGGAUGACCUGAUCUACGACAUCCUUAUCAAAUCUAUGGAGAUCCGCUCGCGACUAGUAGUGUUCCGCUGCGUUGCCCACCAUUACCGGAUUCCCGAGUCAUCAAGAGAGGUGGGUGGUCUCGCUCACAGUCUCCUGACCCAGAUGUUAGGCAGACCCUUCGUCCACGAAGAGCUUUCCGAGGCCCAGAAAGGCUUUGUGCGUGGCUCGCACCUACUGGGGCUAUUGCAGGUGCAAAAGGAACGGUUAUCUGUGUGGAAAUCUCUCCGGCACACGGAACGAUCGCCUGUCAGUCGCCAGGCAGACAAUCAUCGUGAUAUGGUGUCUCCAGGAGAGUGGAGCCUUGCAACUCAUCGAGAUGCGAUGAACACCCUGUAUCAGAUACUUUGCGAGAUGAUCUUUGGGGAAGCCUACGCGGUGUAUGCAUUUGACUUCGCGUCGGAGCAGCACUCUGCCGCGACUGCGCUUUCUCGUCUGGCAGAGAACUUCUGCCACAUUGUGAGCACCUUGGAUUUUGCUGCAGUAGGUACGGCCGAUGUGUACACCUUUAGUCUGGCCGAAAGUCUCCUUCAAUUGGUCGUUCUCUGGCGGUCCGAUAGUUUGUUUCACUUCAUUCUGGACGUGGCGUGGCCGAACAUGGAGGGGAAGACUAGAGGAUUCGAGCACUCGCACUAUCCCACUCACCUCGCGAAGCGGAUCAUCUCCCUGGUGGCGGAUUAUUGGUCCCGGGGCAAGACUGUGACCCUCGUGUUGCCCGCCGUUCCAGAGGAUAUCCCGAAAGUGAGACUCCUCGACCUCAACCAUCCAAUGGAAAUGGUGAUAUGCGGAAAUGAUCCGGACGACACGGUGUGGAUGAAUAAGAUUCUUCUCCCUUGA
Molecule: messenger RNA, 1341 nt
Organism: Aspergillus tubingensis
Lineage: Eukaryota; Fungi; Ascomycota; Eurotiomycetes; Eurotiales; Aspergillaceae
Product: Zn(II)2Cys6 transcription factor
Exons: 1
Coding region: 1-1341 (446 amino acids)
Source: RefSeq, a predicted model, not a curated record